GGACUUCGUUCCAAUUUAGGUGGUCGGAUCGAAUGUUAUCGUUUCGCCUCCAACCCCUCCUUUCUUCCAUUCAUUAGUUGGGCCUGGGCCUGGUCCUGGUCCUGGGCCUGGCCUUUUCUCUCCGGCUCGUCCCUACUUAACACCGCUCGCGGCUAUUUGAAUUGUUCGCCAAAACCACCCCCGCCACCGCAGAGGCAUGAAUUCUCCAGCGGACGGCCGCGCCACCCCGACUUCGUCCCCGGCCAUGGCGUCCAAUCCACAGAAGGCGGGGCAAUUCCCAUCGCAGCAGGCGACUACCGCGGCGAAGCAAGGAGUGGGAUACCCGGUGGCCUCCUCGGGCCGUGGUUUCAUCCCGAAAUCCCCAAAUCAGUUGGACCCCACGGCGGUGCGCCAUCCCGCCGCCCCGCCCCCGCAUCCGCUAGGGCUUUGGCCCCUUCUCAUCCCAAGCCAUGCUUUUCCCCUUCCCUUCCUCUUCCCGAUUGCAAUGGCUGUAAAGAGCUCAGGGAUCGAGCCAGAGAGGACGCAGCGGCCGUCGUUCGAGAUAGAAAAGGUGCGCGCACGUGCAUGCAAGCUGUGUGUUGGGCUUUUCUUGAGCGUGCCUUCAAGUGGAUGAUGCUGGAUGAUAUGGUGAUAGGAAGAGAGGCAUCAUAAGUACUUGGUUUAGGUUUGAUUUGUCGACAGCAAUUGUUAGGGGCAUAGAUAUCGGCCCUGCCACAGGGGGUUUCUCCAACGUAAGUGCAUCAUAAGUAUUGGAGUCUUCUCUACUCCUUGAAAUUGGCAUUGAUGGAGGUUCAUAGGAUAGUAUGGAGCAAUCUUGAGCGCGCAUAAGAGUGUCGAGAUGUUACAUUGGAAUGAAAGAUCUGGCAUCUAGGACUUUUGGCAAUACGGGAGCAUUCCCUUACCUCAAGUUGGUAUUUAGAGGCUGUAUGGUUGCUAUUGCUGCCUUGGCUGCCGACACAUAUCAAAUUCUCACUAGGUGGGAUCACCU
Eucalyptus grandis is the source of this 988-nucleotide messenger RNA. RefSeq lists its product as uncharacterized. NCBI's taxonomy places the organism in Eukaryota, Viridiplantae, Streptophyta, Magnoliopsida, Myrtales, Myrtaceae. The record is from RefSeq and is a predicted model, not a curated record. The coding region runs from base 197 to 613 and encodes 138 amino acids. The transcript has 3 exons.